AUGCCUCUCCGGCGACUGUGCCUGUGCGGCCUAUGCAUGUGCCUCCUCCUGGCCGUCGCCUUCGCUGGCGGACGAAGCCCCCGACCGCAAGAAGCCACUGUUUUGGCCCGCGGCGACUGCUACAAGACGGUGACCGGUGUGCCAAGAUCAUGUGCUGGGCAGUUGAUCCGGGCGCUCUUCUCCGGCGACAAGCACAUCAUCACCGACUACUGCUGCGGGCAGCUCGCCUGCGUCGGCGAGUCCACGUGCGCCUCCGCGCUCCGUGGCGUCUGCCCAUACCCGGAGAAGAAUCUGCCAUGCCCGCCGCACCAGGUUGACCAUGUCUACGACAGGCACGGCUAA
This is a messenger RNA of Triticum turgidum subsp. durum (durum wheat), 342 nucleotides long. Lineage: Eukaryota; Viridiplantae; Streptophyta; Magnoliopsida; Poales; Poaceae. The record is from the annotation of a GenBank genome assembly.